AUGGUCGCUCGAUACUCGUCUAGCCGAAAGGGCUAUGGUCGUAAGCCGUAUAAGAAGAGGAUGCCGCUAAAGAAGCGAAGCGGAAAGAAGACUAUAGGAAAGGCGGUAGUUUCCCGCGUAGUCCAACGUGCGGUAAAGGAUGAGGUUGCUCGUCUUGCGAAAGGUCCGCCUCAGAAGGUGAUUCUGAGGGGUCAUCCGGAUAAGGUUAUCUUGUGUAGCGAAGGUCCCCAAGCGGCGGAGUCGUACUUCCGGGUUCCGAUUACGCAGGUGAUUCCGGUUCAGCGGUCGAUGAAUAGUGGUCCCGACAGUUGUUGGAGGCGUACCGAUAAGGUCCAUAUAAAGGGAGUCGGCGUCCGACUGAAGUUAACGUUUGCUACCUCAGUCCAGGUAAUGGGCGUAUGUUAUCCGGCGCGGGUACAGGAAAAGUUGGUCGAGACGGACGGAGGGGGUGGAGAUAUUCCGACAACUUUUAGAGUUGGGUUCGAAGAUCAAACAGCGAAGCGGGUUCGUCUACUAAGGGUAGAGGAGACGAAUUUUCUACGGGUAGCGAAAGACGGACCGUUUUCGGUUAUCCCUGGUCCGAAAGGGUCGAUAAUGUUUGAUUCGACGGAUCAUAGCCUAUUUAAUUGCCGGUUGGCGGACGGGCCUGGGCAGCCGGUAGGCGAGGCAAGGUGGAAGGUCGGUGAGGAUGAGAAGCGGAAGAGUGGGAGGACGUUCGCGCAGGAGUACCAUGUCAGCGGUAUAAUGCGGACGCAGAAUUGGGCGCCGAAUACGCCGGGAGGCUAUGUUCAGUAUGAUACGCGGGAUAUCCAGGUAUAUUGGGCGCUGGAUAAGAAGAUGGAGUUUGCAACGUCGGAGGGGAACCUUCCUGUGUUUGAGCCGAAUCUAGAGUUGAUGUUUGGCGUCCGGGCGUUAGGUGCGAUCCUGCCCAAGGAUGGAAAUCGCGGAAUGGGUCCGUUGGAGUAUGGUUGGUUGUCCAACCUGAUGCUUGAUGUUUAUUACUCGUGA
Molecule: messenger RNA, 1008 nt
Organism: Eremomyces bilateralis CBS 781.70
Lineage: Eukaryota; Fungi; Ascomycota; Dothideomycetes; Eremomycetales; Eremomycetaceae
Exons: 1
Coding region: 1-1008 (335 amino acids)
Source: RefSeq, a predicted model, not a curated record